This is a messenger RNA of Symbiodinium sp. CCMP2592, 2751 nucleotides long. NCBI's taxonomy places the organism in Eukaryota, Dinophyceae, Suessiales, Symbiodiniaceae. The record is from the annotation of a GenBank genome assembly.
AUGGCCAGGCCUGCUCCAGAAGAGAUGCGUGGUGCUGCUGUGGAUGAAAGUGGGCUCUUCCCUCACCAGGUUGCCACAGUGACAUGGAUGCAAGGCAUCGAACAAAGAGGAGCGCAGCCCUUGCAGGUGGCGCCGUUGCGCUUCGCAGGUACCAGCCUGGGCUCCUCUUACGAUUUGACCCUCCCAUGUGGGGGUGUAGUGGCACACCCUCCUGGUUCAGGCAAAACGCGUAUUGUGGCAGCCCUUGCUGCCCGUGACAACGGCCGGGAGGCACACGAGGGUCGGGUCCUCUCCGAGAAUCGCCCAGCCGACCUGCGGAUCCUGGGGAAGUGGAUGCAGUGGCUCUGUGGAGACUCCUCGCCGCGCUCGCCCUCGCCGCAGCUGCAGCCACCGCAUCCGCCGCAGGCAGAUCUUUGCUGGCACCGAGCUCUGGUGGUGCCACAGGCGGCAGAGCCGAAGCUGACUUUGCCACUGGUCCGAACUUUAAGCGACGAGACAAACUUCCGUGCAUCUCCCCCCGCUAAGUCUGCACCGCAGCCUCCACUUUCAUGUGCACCGUACACGGAGCUGCAAGGCCAAGGCGCUGUCGAUACAGAGGCCACCGAUGCACAAUCGUUAAUGUGUGCAGUGCUGCCACGACAGCAAAGUCCGACACCGGCUGCCCGAACGGGGAAGGGUGAGAAUGCGCUGGAGCCUUUGCAGGUCACGGACUAUGAGUCUGUGGAACACAUCAUCUUCGAAGCUGGCAAGUGGCACCGGCUGGUGAUCGACGAGCCGCAGGACUGUCCGGGAUCGGAGAACUGGCAGUCUUUGCUGGCUCUUGCGGAUGGGUUUCGCGAUGAUGGAGCCGCUAUCUGGCUGCUCUGUGGCACUGCUCCCUCCCACCUGGAGUCCAUCGGGCCUCUGCUUCUGGGCCGGCGGAACUGGCAUGUGGCCUGGCGCCAAUCCGAGUGGACAGGCUUCCCACAGCUAGCUCACCUCAUCCGGACGCGCUUCCUCGCGGAUCCUCCCUGGGCCUGUCUACCGCGGCCGACCCUACAGUGGCACAAUGAGCCCGUGGUGCUCCGGCCCCGGGAAAGCACCGACGCUGCAGUGGCCAACCUCGCCGGCUUCGUCCUGGACAGUGUCCUGCUCCUUUCCUUCGGAGCCGGCACAGCCUUCGCGGCAGCUCAGGAGAGAGAUCAGCUGCUGCUGCAGAUGGGAUGGUACAACUGCGUGGGCACGUCCCUGCUGCCACCCGCAGAGCAUGCAUUGGCGGACUGGGAGGGUACUGUGGCCCAGCGCAGCCAGCAGAAGCUGGAGAAGCUCGCAGAGGACAUCGCUAAGCUGGAGGCUACCGAGAACCAGCAGGGCUUGCGCUACCAGUUGGCAGGGGGGGACGCUGCCAUGGCUCCAGACCUGUCCUUUCUUGCAGUGGAGACGGUGCGCGUUCAUCUAGAAGGAAUGCAAGACGGCCCAGUGUCCGAAUCGGCGUGCGCCGCCGAGUGGAACGCCCUCCUUCCGAGCCGGAGCUACGAAGGCCCGGUGGCCCGGGGAGUCGGCGAAACGGGCUGCGUCGCCUUGUACGAUGAGCCAGCGGAUGGCGACUUUGCGGCAGCUGCCACGUCUGCGCAGGCAGCAGGUGCCAUCGCCGUGAUCUUCGCUGCUGCAGAGUCAGAGAGACCUUUUGGCUACCCUCACGAGAGAGCGCCACCAGGCAUCCCGGCCUGCAUGGUGAGCCGUCGCCUGGCGCAUGCUCUCUUCUCCUCCGUGGCUGCCAACCGGCCAGUGACCGCGAGAGUUCUCCUGCUUGCGCAGGAAAGCCCGGAGGAAGACAAAGACGUCGAGGAAGGCCUGGUCUCAGCCUUCAUUGCAGAUGAUGCUGUUGACACAGCCCUACACAGACAGCUCAAGGCUCUGCGAGGCGAGCGGGAGCGCUGCGAGCGCUCCCUCCGAUUCGCGAGACAGAUGCGUGCGCUUCUUGAGAGGAACGAGGCUCAUUGCCCUGUUUGCUUCCAGUCUGGAGCAGAGACGGAAGCUUUUGCGGUUCUCCCCGACUGCUUCCACAUUCUGUGUCGUGCCUGCCUGGAGCAGCAGGCCGGCAUGGAUCCAACUUUUGGCUGUCCUAUGUGCCGCACGUCCGUGUUUCGUUUGGACGUGGUCGUCUUUCGCGCACCUGGUAGGCCAGAGCCUACAGUCGACGAGGAUGACGAAGACCCGACGAUGGUGAAGAAUUGCUGCGGUGAUGCCGAAGACUGCAGUUGUGAAGGGCAGGGACUGGAGGCAGCUUCUGUGCAGCGCGAGGUGCUGCCAUCAAAGCUGCAACGCUUGCUGUCGCUGCUCAGGGAGCUGCUGGCUUCUGGCCCGGAGGAGCGGGUGCUUGUCUACACACAGUGGGCCACGCAUGUGGUCUACUUGCGAGAGGUGCUGCAGCAGCAGGGCGUGCCAGCCUUGGCCCUGGUCGGUGAGCUGCGAGACACCAUGGACGUCCUGAGUCGCUUUGGCAGCCCCGACGAGCCGAGGGUGCUCCUCCUCUCCAGCCAGCGACAUUCUUCAGGCAUCAACUUGCAGAUGGCUCGGCACGUGGUGAUUGUGCAUCCUUAUUGCACGCCGACAGCCACCAGCCAGGACUCCAUCUCCCGUCUUCAGAUGCUGGCCUUUGAAGCGCAAGCGAUCGGACGAGUCCGACGCUACCCGCAGAAGAACACCGUGCAUGUCCACCGCUUGUUUGCGGUGGGAUCUGUGGAAGAAGAACUUUAUGCUGGAAGGUGA